AUGUUAGGUAAGCCCCCUGCCCCUAGGAGUGGUCAGUUCAAAUGUUGAAUCUGGAGUUAAAUGAAAGCAAGAUGUGACUGUUAGGUCCAUUCCUGGACAACUCUGGGGUUGCGGUGCUCAUCUCGCUUUCUUGGCCGAGGGAGCCGGUGUACAGCUUCUGGGUCAUGUGGCCAGCAUGACUAAGCCGCUUCUGGCGAACCAGAGCAGCGCACGGAAGCACCGUUUACCUUCCCGCCGGAGCGGUACCUGGGGAUUUGAACUGCCAACCUUCUGAUCGGCAAGCCCUAGGCUCUGUGGUUUAGACCACAGCGCCACCCGCAUCCCUAGGAAUAAGCAUGAGCAAAUGCAAUGCUAUUUGUGCAGGAGAUUUGUGAGCAGACUUCCCAUACCCCCCCCCCCCCAUUUACCUAAUGGCGGCCAGAAGGGACUCUAAUUUUGGCCAGGGCAAUGCUGCUCAGGGAAGAUAGGCUUUAUUUUAUUUUAUGUAUUUAUUUAAAUAAUUUUUAUUUUGCUCUUCAGCCAAAUAAAGACUUCUAGAGCAGCAUAUAGGCAACCGUAAAUGAGACAUUUAUGGCUGCUCUCAGGCUUACAUUCUAAAAAGACAUAGCACAAAAGGAAAAUGGGUGGGAAGGAGGAAAUAAUCAAACUCAGGUGCAUGUUCUUAAUUACAGGUACUUCUAGUGGCCAGCUUAUCUGGAAAAUCUCAAGGAAAGAGGAAAUUUGUAUUUCACCCUUUCUCCUGUGCCAUUUCUUGAAUCAAAACCCUUCCCACUCCCCCCCACCCCACCAAGUUGCUAUUAGUGGAAACAUCCUGGGCACGUGCAUGUUUACUGUGGCAUUAAAACCUUAAUCUCUAUUCAUCUACAGCAGAUGUGGAGAACCUUGGCCCUCCAGAUGUUGAUGAACUACAACUCCCAUCAGCUCCAUCAAGCAUGGGCAGGGGCCAGGGGAUUUAUAAUUCACCAACAUUUGGAGAGCCAAAGGUCCCCCACACCUUAUAGAUCUCAAUGGUGUUUGACAGAGUAAAAGGGGGCAAGCUUACAAAUUAGAAAUUGCCUCAGGGCAGAGGAAGGAAAUGCAGACGGGGUAAAGGAGUGCUGGUGGAAUAUUUCAGUGAAACAUAUUUAGCCCCAGCUGCUGCUGAAUACACGGAAGCAGACUUUCUGCCAAAGGUUUCGCAAAAGGAAAAAAGUGGGUGGCGGUGCUAUGAAUGGAUGGGAAAGUAUCCACAAGGGAUCCCUGUUACAUCCUAGAGGAGGCUGCCUCAUUCUAAGAAGGGCAUUCUUUGCAUUUCUGGAAGAGACAAGCAAGUCUUCUGCCAGGCCACAGAGAUAUAAAAAUCCAGAGUCUACCCUCCACCUGCCCCAGCAUCCUGCUUCCAUCAGUGGUCAGCAGCCAGACGCCCCGGGAAGCCCACAAAGCAUGGCAUAGAGACAAUAGCCAUCUCCUCCUGUUGUGCCGCCCUCCCACUGCCAGCAUCUGGUAUAGAGUAGACUGUCCCUGCUUGUGGAGGCUCCAUUUGGCUCCAUGUCUACUUGCUGCUCCACCGUUCCCAUUUAGCUAUUAUGGCUAAUGGGUAGCUGUUUAUAAAUUGGCAAGGUAUUUUGGCCAGGGCGGAAAAGUGCCGGGCUUUUCCUGCAGCUCCAGUUGGGCUGCUGUUGUUAGCACAGAGCCCUCCCUCUGGCCCUCCCCAGCCCCGUGGAACUCGACUCCUCUUUUCAGGGCCCGUGAAUGACUGAGUCCCUCGCUCCUUUCUUUCCCAGGCUGGCUGAAUGGGCCCAGCCAUGCCCAGCGUUGGCAGUGCCAGGCGGAGACGUGCUUCUCCGCAUGGAUUCCCCAGCCCAUGCCGGCUGUGUGUGUCAGUGUGUGUGUGUGUCUGUGUGUGUGUCGGGUGGGGGGAUCCUGGCUGUGUGAGUUUCACAUGAAGAAUAAGGAGCUGGCUCUGUAACAACAAGCAGUUUGAUCCUAAACGGGGACGUGCGAGGACUCCAAAGGCUUCCCAUUUGUGGAAUCCACGGGUUCUUCAACUUGGAAGCCUUUGAAUCCUAGAAACUGUGUGUGGUUAUGCACUCCUCAUGUGCUCAGGGGAAGGCUUGUCAUUUCUUCCUUCGUCCGCAUAUCACUGGGCAAAGCCCUACCAUCCAGAUAAUUACACGCAGGCACUCCAAAUGUUGCUGGACUCGUGACUCAGCCAGCGUGGCCAGGAAUGAUGGGAACUGUAGUCCAGCAAUAUCUGGAAGGAGGCAGGUUCUCCGGCCCUUCACAAAGAUCUACAGCUCUCUGAAUGUUCCACCCACCUUCCCAGAAGACUGACUUUUAACAGGUAGGUGGGACGGCCCACAUGCCCAUCAUCUGAUGCUACAUUGAUGUAAGGUGAUUGGCAGGUGGGUUUUCCCACCCAUUUGUCCAAGUUGGCCCUUGGGAGUGGCCCAAGCAGGACCAGACUUCCUGAACCGGAUGGGUCAAUCCUACUUCAGGUUCAGGUACACCAGCCAGUUUCCCCACAAAAUGACAUCAGGGUGUGGGGCAGUUGGCCAUUGGUGCAGAAAAAUGGCAUGGCGGGACAAAUGGGGAAGUCUGAUGUUUGGCCUGUGAAUUAGAUUUGGCCCGUUGACCCCUGAACUAGAGACUAGAUUUCCCUUUGUGGCACGGCAAGAAAAGCAUUGCUUUUCACAUCUCUGUGAGUCUGGUUCCUGGACCAGGGACAGUGACAGAGCCAAGGGUGCUGGGGGGAGGGGGGUGUCAAUUCUAACUCGUGGCCAAAAUUGUCCACCAAAACAGAGGCUGGGAAACAGACAUUUGCUCUUUGACAUAUAUGGCUAAAUCGCAUCGCAAAACUGCACUGAGCUGGCAGCACGGCUGCCUUUGAAGGUCUUGUCUUUAGAACGGCUGGUUGGUCUUGAGAUGACGUGUCCGUGGUCCUCUCUCCUUUCUGCUCAUUUUGUCACACUUGCAAGUAUUUACAUAUUUCACUAUCGGCUAGUCUCCAGACCAUAUAUGUCUAAUAUAUUGUGGUGGUCUCUUUGGAAGGGUUUGCAUUGAGUGUGUUCACAGCCUCGGCUCUGGCGCCUGGGCCUCUGCACAAUAUUUCACCCUUCCCCUUCUUUGGCUGACGUGUGCCCGGGAGCUUCCUGCCUCCCCCUCUCUCUUGACCAGGUCACAUACCAUACUCUGCUAUCUAUUAUUCCUAGGGCUGCCAGACCUCCAGGGCUGCCCUGAAGCCUCCAGGUUUGCUUGGCCCCUUCCAGCUGGCAGGGGGAGGGCUCCAAUCUCCACGUGGGAGAGCGUGCCUGAAAAAAAAUUGAUCAAGAAGACUACACAUGCAGCUUGCAAGUUUUAGUCCAGCAGGAGCCAGCUCCAAAUUAUUGCACAGACUCUUUGAGGGAUCUGCCCUCCUCCCCUCCCCUCUCCCAAUGAACCUCCGUCUCCAGGGCUCAGUGGUGGGAGGGAGCGCAAAGGAAGAAUCACCAGGGCCCACCCCCAUGACAACACCAGGGCUUGUCUCCCUAUGACCCCCAGGGCUGGCCCGAGGGGUUUUGCCUACACCCUGCCACCAGUCUUGCCCUGAUGCAGUGGCAAGGGCAGUGGGAUUAUGUGGGCCACGGGUGAAAGCCUGCUGGGGCUGGCAGCAGCACAAUAGGGAGGCGGGGCAGGGAGGCAGAUCUGCUGCCUGAAGCAAGUGGCUUCAUCUUGCCUAAUGGAUGGGCCGCCCCUGAUGAUGACACCAGUGGCCUCCUCUAGGUCUCUGUUUUGGGCCCUGAAAUCUCGGGGUCUGGGGUGCUCCUGACCUGGGCCAACCCUAAUUAUUAUUACUGUAUUUUGCUAAAUUUAUAAAUUUAUAAGCCAGCAACUUACACAGGGGUUAUAUUCCAGGGAUUGCACCUAAAGCCAAAAUUGCACAUAGUCAAAACACAUUGGGUGCAAUGGCGGUUGGGAUUGCAGAAGUCUUUUUUCCCCUAUCUGCCCCCUUAAUAUAUACUGUCUAUUUUUUAAUCUUUCCCAAGUCCAUAAGGCUGAAUGUGCACAAGAUACAUGCACGCAGGUUGUGGGCUUACUGUACAGUACUGUAAUUCCUCCAAAGGAUCCCAGGGUGGCAAGCAUGUCAGUACCAAAAGAAUACCCUGAGUGAUUUAGCCACCAAUCCCUUUUCCCAGGGAAUUGUAGCUGUGGGAGGGGAAUAGCAGUCUCCUAACAACUCUAGUUCACAGACUUUUCAGUUAAAACAGGAGUGGGGAACAUUUUUUCAGCUUGAGGGCCACAUUCUAUUCUUGACAAGUUCCUGGGGGCCACAUGUCAGUGGUGGGUGGGGCCAAAGGCAAAAGAGUAACAAAUGUAAAUCUUACCUUUGUGCAAUUGGUUGGUUUCUAUAUACACAUUCUAUUCCCCAUCCAGAUAAGCAAGAGCAUUAUCACAGUUCAAGGACAGAUUCCAGCCAGGCAAAACCCUCAAGGAGGUUGCCGAGCUGGGCUCUGGAGGAGGUGUGGCCUGGGGAGAGUCCCAAGGGCCAGAUGGAGGGCUGUGGAGGUCCACAUGUGUCCCCUGGGGCUGAGGUCCCCCGUCCCUGGGUUAAGAAUCAAAGACGCCCAAGAGAAGCACGAUAGAGGAUGAUAAAAGCAUGUGUUGCGUGAAGAAAGUGGGGAGGAAGGCGAUUUACCCACCCUCUCUUGUAAUAAUGAACUCGGGGCUAGCCAACAAAACUGACUGGCAAGACAUCCAGGACAGCCAAAAUAAAUUUAAUUCAUCACAUAGUACAUUGUUAAUUUAUUGAAUUGGCUGCCUCAGGAGGUGGUGGUGAUAGCAACUGCUUUCCCUGGCUUUGAAAUGGGAUAGGACACAUCCAUGGAGGAAAAUCGAUGGCUCCAGGAUUUGGGAGUGGGCUCAGGCACUGAACUCUCAUUGGGCCCCCAUAAUUUGGAACAGCCAUGAUGCACAAACUGAGACUUCUCCCAGGCUACUCCUGAUCUUCCUGGGUGUUUUGUUCGAAGAAGAUGUUGCAGCGCCAUGGGUCUUGGGGCCCUGGUAAAUACCAAGCGCUGCCAACCUUCUGGAACCAGCCUUACUGCCACAGCUAAAAUAGAACUUCCAUGUCCAGAGGCACAAUAUCCAGAGAACAGGGAGGCCAAUUACAGGGGAGGACUGUUUCCUCCAUCCCUUUGCUUGUGGUCUUCCCAAAAAACAUCUGACUGACUGGCCUUGGAAACAGGGCAUCGGAUGAGAGUGACCUUUGGCCACAUUCAGAAACAAGAUUCUUGGAAGUGGUGGGGACUGUGGGGCCUCCUAACUUGGGUUCAUGUCCUAUGGGCAGCCUGGGACACAGGGCCAUGUCUUUCCCAGGAAUGGGCAUUUGGAAAAGCUGCCCUGUGGGGUUUCCAAGCAGACUUUGGCCCUAACCUUGGAAGAAUCAAUAUUUACAGAGUCCAGUUGGAGGCCUGAAUGUUGAGUUGGGGGGAGAAAUCUCCCUCCGCAGCCACCUUUCCCAAGGCCACUACUAAAAGCUAGGGAGGGAGGAUGGGUGUUGGCGCACAAAAAUACUAGAGUAUCAGGGGUGAAUGACCCCCUCCUCUUGCUCCAGUUUGGUUUGCAUCAUACAAGGAAAGGCUGCAAUGCAGUGGGUACAGCACAUUUGGGGAAGGGCCAUAGCUCAGCGGUAGAGCAUCUGCUUUGCAUGCAGAAGGUUCCAGGUUCAAUUCCUGGCAUCUCCACGUAUCCCUGGCAAAGACCCGACUGAAAUCCUGGACAGCCACUACCAGUCAAUGUAGACCGAGAGCUAGAUAGAUCCAAGAUCUGAGGCAGGUUCUUGUGUUCCGAAAUUCACCUGACUGUGCGGGAGGGGGGGGGUAGGAAAUCACUUAUGAUUGUCUACUGGGGAGUAAGCCCCAUUUCCCAUCAGUGAGAUUUGCUCCAACGUCAGUGUGCAUUGGGCUGCUGAAAUAAAUGAAAAAUAUUAAAUCAGUGAAUACAUUAAAAAUAAAGUGCAUGCCAAGGAAGAUUUUGCCCAAUGAUUUUUUUAAAAAUUAAAAUCAAUUUUUAUUGUUAACCACUUGGGAGCUGGCUGAAAUGUAGGUUUUACAAUGCGUGGGGAGAAAGAAAAAUAAAUUUAAUAAACAAUUAAAAAAUAAAAUCGCAUUGGGGAAAUAUGUUCCAAAAAAUUGUAUUUCACCAAGAGGCUCAUUUCACAACAGGCUUAUUUGUUGGAAGCCGCCCAGAGUGGCUAGGGCCCUCCUAGUCAGAUGGGCGGGGUAAUCAUCAUCAUCAUCAUCGGAGCCACGUGCUGAAGACGAGGCCACUUUCAGAGAGGCCGGGGAGCCCCCUUUCUCCACUCCAACACCAGGGGGCGCUCUCACACGUCAGCGCGCCUACUGCAGCUCAUAUGCCUCAGCCCAGAACGGAAGUGAUGCCUUGCCCUUGUCACGUGCGAGCCGUGGCCGUUAUAUUUUUUGUAUUUUGAGGGGGGGGGCAUGCCUUUAUUUCUCUGAUUAUUUCUCCCAUGUCCCGAGAGAAGAGAACUAGAAUCGUAAUGCCGGUCAUUGAUUUUUAUAAAAUAGCUAGCCGAGCGCCUGUCACGUGGGGCCGCGCCGAUCAUGUGACGGCGGCCAACCUGCCUCGGGGCGGGCGAGGGAACAUGGCGGACCCCAUGGCUGCUUCCCUUGUUGUUAGGCAAAUCAGCGUUGCGAGGCGCGCAUGCGCAGAGGGGGGUGGUAUCCGUUGAGGAAAGGAGAGGUGAGGAGGGGGGGCGGAUGGGGGGUCCUGAGGAGACGGGGGGACAGGGAAGGGGGGCGCCCAGGAGCUUUGGACCGAGCGAGGGUCGGCGGCAGCAGCCUGGGGACCUAGAUAUGGGGCAGCCCCAAGAGGCGGGUUGGAGGGAGCGGGGAGGCUCCAGCAGGCCCGAAGGGACCCAGGCGUCCGGCGCACCCAAGUGGGGGGUGGCUGGUAGCGAGGAGGGCCUCGCAGGGCCGGCGGCAACGCAGGAGCCACGGAAGCUGGAGCGGAGGGACGUAGGGACCCAGGUGUCCUGGGGUCCAGGCGUGGGGGCCCUUGACAAUGGGGGGAUCCAGGCCCCAGCCGUGGGGAAGGCCCCGCAGGGACAGGGUGGCCCGAGGAGAGUCACGAUGAGCAGAUGGGGGCCUCGUGGGUUUGGGGGCCCCCCAGGCAGCGGGAGCCUGGAGAGCCUGGGCCGCCCUCCGCCCGGCUCAGGGAGGAGCAGCCAAGCAGCGAGGCAGGAGAAGAGAGCCUCGUGGUGCGUGGGGGUCUGCGAGUCCUGCGUGGCUGUGGCCGUGAAGGGAAAGGGCGCCCCCAAAGAGGUGGGGACCCAGCUCUCUCACAGGGAGGAUUGGGAGUUGGGGGCGGGGGGCCCCGGGGUGGUCAGGGGAAGAGGCGGCGAGGAACCAGAGUUCCCGGCGCGGGGCGUCAGCCGCAGCCACUCCGGGGGGAUCUUGGGGCAUGUGGGUCCCCAGAGGGAUCCUGUAAGGGGAGCUGGGAUGUGGGUCCAGAAGGAGUGGUACCGGGACCCUGCGGAGGCUUCUGGGCAGGUCUGGGUGCCCCGCAAGCCAGCCAGGGCCUCUGAUAGGAUGGGGCUGCCGUGGCUGCAACGGGAAGCCAGUCCCCAGGGGAAGCAGAGAGAGUGGAAGCCCGAAUCUAGGGGUGUCGGUUGUUCCCCAGAACGUAGCCAGGUCUGGAUCCCCCGAGAGAAGCCAGUUCCUGCGGGUGGGGGUCCCGGGGAUGUCUGGAUUCACAAGGUGAGGGAUCCCUCUGGGGCUGGGAUCAUGUGGGUCUGGGCCAAGGUGACAAAUUGUAAUGAAGAAGAUGAAGCAGAGGAGACCAGGGUUUGGACCUUCCGUAAGGAGGGCCCUAGGAAAGGGGGGCAAGGUGAGGGUGGAUAUGGGGUAUCUUAGGGCGGGGGUCUAUUUGGGGGGCAUGGGUUGGGGGAGGGAGAUACUGCACCUGGGAGGGAGGGGGGAGGAAAUGCUAGGCUCAUACCUGAGGGAAAGGGUUAGAAAUAAGGAUGAUUUCAUAUGGGGAGAUCCUGUCUAGAGGACUAGGGAGUAGAGGAGGGAGGGUGGAGCAGAGAGACCUUGCUGGAUUAUUCCUGGGGUGGCUACAGCCCAGUAUCCUUGAGAGAAUCUGGAGUGGGGUGGCGGCGGCUGCCACCAGGGGAGGGAGCAGAGUCCAAGGCGCCUCUGGCCGCACGGGUAAGUCGGGGUCCGGAGGCUCCCGGGGGGACCUGAAUGGACCGCAUGCUGUUGCAUGCCAGGGUAGGAGCUGGGGGUGCUGGCGACUGGGGCGGGAGUGUUGAAUUUGCAUGAAUUACUGUAAUUCAAGGAUGGGCCUUCAUGGGGAGGAGGCGUCUGUUCUGUUCAUUGGGCACCAUGUGAAAAACGGGGCAGGGCCCUACCUGACAGUUGAACCUGGGACCUUCUGCAUGCAAGGCAGGUGUUUAUGACUGUGUUGUGGACCUUCCCAAAUAGAACUCAUGUCUUGGUAUGUGUCGGCAUGGAAGGACUGGAGCUCUUCCCCAUUAUUCCUUUUCCUGUAUGUACAAGGACAGUGAACCGAACCCUAUGUCUGGCAGCUGCUGAAUGGAUCCCUUUCUGCAGAAGUGGCUUGCCCAGUGUGGGGCGGGCCUGCCGCGCCUGCUUGCCAGCAGCAAUGUCACUGCUGCUUAUAGGGAGGGGUGAAGUGUUGGGGAAAUCAGGGCUGUGUGGGCACCCUGGUGGAGCCAUUCAAGUACUCCCAUUGGUGCACAUAGACAGCUCCAACUUCCCCCUGCCUCCUGAUAAAAGGCAGCGACACCACUGCCAGGAAGCCAGCUCCAUUUCCGCCUUCCUGUAACAUUGUGAUCAACAAAGCAAGAGAUAGUGGUGACAGUAGACUUUUAGCCACAGAGAGCUCUCCCCAGCUAACCAGUUUCUGCCCUUCCAGGAGCUUAUGCGAUGCAGGUGAGCCAGGGAGCAACAUUACUCGCUUUGGCGCUGUGUGCAGUCUUCUCGCUAGGUCUGGGCACGGAAGGCAAACGGAAGCUCCAGAUUGGGGUCAAGAAGCGGGUGGACAACUGCCCCAUCAAGUCCCGCAAGGGUGAUAUGCUCCACAUGCAUUAUACGGUGAGUGCUGCAGGCGUGAUGUGGAAAGGCAGGUCAGUGUUAGCUGAGCACCUUGAGGUUUGCGGGGUCUUUUCCAGAAGCCACGGGGGAGAGACAUAAUUGUCAAAGGGUGAAUUGUAAUCCAGUGGAGAACCUGUCGGGCCUUCCAUGCAUUUCUAGACUCCAGCCCCUGCUCUCUCAUCACAGAGUUGUGGCUCUUUGGGAAGGGCUGGGGGACCUGCCUGCCUGCCUCCAGGUAUUGCAAAACUUCAGCUCCCAUCAUCCCUGACUGUUGGCCAUGCUCACUGUGGUUGAUGGGAGCUGGAGCCCAACAGCCGGGAGGGCCUGCAGGUUCCCCAUCCCUGACCUGAAGCAGUGAGAGUCAGCAACUCCUGCCAAAAUUGGUGUGUGUGUGGUUGCUAAGUUGGUGGGGUUGGGUUUGUUUAGGAAGGCAGACGUCUGUGGGUGACCCAAGUUCAAAGCUUCAACAGAAAGAAAUAAAAGAAAAAAAGAAUCCCACUGUAAAUUAGGCACACGUGUCUUGUGUCUCAUGGAACUGUCUACUCCUUGACAUCUGAAUUCAGCAACCCCUCUGAGAUUUCACUAGGAGUAUCUCCAAGGCUUUGACGGAAAUUUUUGUGACCAUAAGGACUAGAUGCUUAGCUUUUUUAAAAAAGGAAUUCUUGAAGCAACUGAAUUCUGCACCCACUACUAAAUGCUGCCACUGCAGCAUAUGCUUGGCUCAGCUGCUUUUUUCAGCCAUGCAUCCUUGCUGACUCAGACAAUGACUGCUGUGUUACAUGGCAAUUUGAAUGCAGGAAAUGGACAACCAGAGAAAAAUUCUGUGUUCCCUGUGUGAGGAGGAGAAGGGGGUGGAGCUUUUACCCCCCUUUGAUUCCAACCAUAUGGACAUGAGGUUACUCUACCUCGUUCCUUUCUGCAAUUUCCAGACCUAUGUUUGGCCAGAGAACAUAAGCAGAGCCCCUCUGGAUCAAACCAAAGGCUACCUAGUUCAGUUUCCUCUUUCCCAUAGCAGCCAGCCAGUAUGCUACUGAAUUCUGUGUUGCUGGGAAUCACAGUUAGGGAGAGCAGCAUUGCCCUCUGGUUCUGCUCGCAUGCUUCCCAUUGAGAACAGAGUGCUAGACUAGAUGGGCCACUGGCUUCAUGCAGCAGAGCUCUCUUUUAUGCAGCUAGAUCCUUCUGGGAAUCCCAUAAGCAUGACAGCAAUAGCCGCCUCUCACUAUUUUCCCCCAGCUAAUGGGACUCAAAAACAAUCCUGGGGGUUGCAUCAUGAGAUUAGUGUCUGGUAGCCACUGAUAGUCUUGUCCUCCCUUUUUAAGUUUUUUUUUAAGGGAUGUGUUUGUUUUAUAAAUUAAAAAUUUAUGUGUAAGUGGACCUGGGAUCGAAUCAUGAAGGGUGGGUCAGAAAUGUACCAAGUAAAUAAAUAAUCCCCUUUUAAAACCAUCUCAAUUUGGCAGUUAUCCCUGCUCUGUAUGGUGGCAGGAUUCCAGAGUUGAGGGCCCCUGGUCAUCUGAGCAGCAGGGGAAAAGAGGGUGGGUGUAUUAAUUUCAUGUCCUGCUUGUGGCCUUCUCAACAGGCGUUUCAUUAACCAUUGUUAGGAAACAGGGCCCUUGACCUGACUCACCUUUGCUCUGACCCAGCAGGGCUUCCGCCUCUCAGGUUCUUAUGAGUCACUUUCUGCAGUGGAGCAGUGAAUCACUGAGUGAUAGACGCUCAUGUGUGAAUGUGCCCUGAGUUAGUCAGUCAGUGAGAGAGCAAGGCUGAGACACCCUGGGGUUUCUUUACUAGGGUGGAGCAGGGAUGGGGAACUUUCAGCCCUCCAGAUGUUGUUGAACUCCCAUCAGCCCAGCCAGCAUGAUGGGAGUUGUAGUCCAGUGAUGACUGGACUCCGGAGGGCCACAGGAGGGCCAUCCUCCUGCUGUGGAGGGUGUUUGUAAACAUGUGCUUAGUUAAAACUGCACGUAGUUAAAGCUAUGGAAUUCACUUUAUUAAGAUGUAGUGAUGACUUAUAAAAGAGUAGACAAAUCCAUGAGGAACCAGGCUAUCAGUGUCUGCUAGCCACACUGGCUCCCUUGUCUGUAUGUCUCUGAAUGUCUGUUGCUGGGAAUCACAAGUGGGAAGAGAAGAAGAGUUUGGAUUUGAUAUCCCGCCUUUCACUCCCUUUAAGGAGUCUCAAAGCGGCUAACAUUCUCCUUUCCCUUCCUCCCCCACAACAAACACUCUGUGAGGUGAGUGGGGCUGAGAGACUUCAGAGAAGUGUGACUAGCCCAAGGUCACCCAGCAGCUGCAUGUGGAGGAGCUGAGACGCGAACCCGGUUCCCCAGAUUACGAGACUACCACUCUUAACCACUACACCACACUGGCUCUCAAGAGUUGCGCUUGGGUCCUGCUUGCGGCCUUCCCGUCGAGGCAUCCAGUUGGUCACUGUGAGAACAGGGUGCUGGACUAGAUGGGCUCUCUUUGGGCUUACUUCACAGGGCUCUUCUUCUUUUGGGAUAAUAAGCAUAGCAUCUUGGAUGUUUUAAGAAGAAACCCUGGCUGGCUCACACCCCUUUUAACAUCUGCACUCUCUCAUAGGGCAAGCUGGAGGAUGGGACAGAGUUUGACAGCAGCCUGACUCGUGGUCAGCCGUUUAUCUUCUCCUUGGGGACUGGACAAGUCAUUAAAGGCUGGGAUCAGGGCUUGCUUGGGUAAAUUCUUCCUCCCAGCAGGGAUCAGGUGUGGCAGUGACCGCUGUGUUGUGGUUGCUGGUUUUCAAGCACCCGAACGGGGAAAAGAAGCAAUUUCUCCAGUGGCAAGUCAGAAGCACAGAUUUUCACUCUCCCUUCUCAAAGGAUGCUUGAAAGCUCCUAAAACUUUAUUUAUUUGGGUCUCCUGGAACUUUUUUUUUUUUUAAUAAAGAGCAGAGAAUUCCAUAAUCUGGGCAUGACCUCAAGGAAGGGCUUCUGCUGUAUUCCAACUGCAUCUGCGGCACCUUUGGCAGGAAUGUUGGGGGAGAGCACUCUGUGCAAUUGCACCCCGGAGAUCUAGCUGGCAUCUUCUAAUGACCUUUUGCCGUCUUUUGAAAAUCCAUCUGUCCCGGCUCAUUUUAUUUAUUAAAGUGUCUUGUUAAUCAGGACGGUUCAUCUAUCCUGUGUUUCUCUCCAGUGUUAACUACAUUUAGUGGCUUCUUUUUCAUUUGUAUGUAAUUUUUAUAUUGAUAGCUGCCCCUAGGCAACGUUAGAAGGGAAGGUUAAGUGAUAUGAAUGAAGUAAUUAUUUUCGAGUCAGAUUCCAGCCCUCCUGUUUUGUGUUGCUUUUAUACAGCAGCAAAGCCGUGUACUGUAUUUGGUUGGUAACUGAAUUUAUACUGUUCCUUUGGUCUUUCUAGGAUGUGCGAGGGUGAGAAGAGAAAGCUGGUCAUUCCCUCCGAGCUGGGUGAGGAGCUGGAAUGUGGGAUGGGGAGGGGGAAGAAAUUGGGCUCCUGGGUUCAGAACGUGCCCCAGGGAGGUGGCAGUGGCAAGAUGUUCUAAGGAGUUGCCAUCAGCAUUUUUUGGCAGGGGUCAGUGGGAGUUGAAAUCCCACAGCAAUCGCACAGAUCGCUCCAUCCCUGCACUAUGGGAACUCUUUGAUCUCUUGGGUAACUUUGCCAUUUUUCUCCCUUUGCUCACAGGUUAUGGGGACCGGGGAGCACCACCCAAAAUCCCAGGUAAAUCGUGCAUGCCCUUUCCCCCUUGGAAUCAGUCCUGCUAUGGAUUCUGAACAGAUGGGCGGGGGCUUCCUCCCCACCCCAAGCGAAGUGUUGAUACCAUGUUCUUAACCUGCCCUCUCCCUACUGGCCUUUUGAAAACCAGGAGAUGAGAAUGGAAGGGAUCAAAACCUAGUGGCCCCACUCGAGUUCCAGGCAGUCAGCUGUGGGGCCAUCAAAGCUUCCAGGGGCCCUCUGGCACCUGCUCUAGGGGCUGGGAUGGGUAGUGCUUCUUCCCAGCACCGCUCCCUCCAGCCUGCACUUGUGAUGUCCCUUUCUUUUUUUCCCCCAGGUGGCGCAACCUUAAUCUUUGAAGUUGAGCUGCUGAAGAUUGAGCGAAGGCAGGAAUUUUAG
Podarcis lilfordi (Lilford's wall lizard) is the source of this 13178-nucleotide messenger RNA. NCBI's taxonomy places the organism in Eukaryota, Metazoa, Chordata, Lepidosauria, Squamata, Lacertidae. The record is from the annotation of a GenBank genome assembly.